AUGAGAAUCGGGUUUCUUGGCUUGGGCCGGAUGGGCACGCCCAUGGCCCUCAAUCUCUGCAAGACGUAUCCCACAACGGUUUGGAACCGGACCGCGUCCAAGUAUCCUGCAUUGACCGCGGCCGGGGCCAAGAUUGGCCACACGCCAGCCCAGGUCGCCCAACACUCGGAUGUCAUCUUCACCAUGCUCUUCGAUGCGCCGGCCACCCAGUCCGUAUUCGACGACGGCCUCAAGCGAGCCAUCAGAAACAAGACAAUCAUCAAUACCAGCUCGGUGCCCGUGGAAUUCAGCCAGGAGCUCGAGAGGCAGAUCCUGCGCGCGGGCGGGAGCUACGUCGAAAUGCCCGUGAGCGGGAGCAAGGUGCCCGCCGAGCAGGGCAGGCUGGUGGGAAUGAUGGCCGGCGACGAGGCCGUGUGCGAGCGGGUGCGACCGCACGUGCAGCCGCUCACCUGUGCCUCCGUCUACUGCGGCCCGACGGGCUCGGGGCUCAAGAUGAAGUACGCCAUCAACGCCUACCUGAUCACCAUGACGGCGGGGCUCGCCGAGUCCAUGAGCCUCGCGCAGGCGCAGGGCUUGGACCUCGACGCCUUCGCCGAGGUGCUGGCGGCCGGUCCCCUGGCCUCUGCGUACUCCGGGCUCAAGGUGGGCAAGGUCCUGGCCGGGGACUGGUCGGCGCAGGCCGCCAUCAAGGACUGCUACAACAGCACGCAGCUCAUCCGGGCGGCGGCGGCGGCGGCGCACACGCAAUCGCCGCUCGUGCGGCUGUGCGGCGAGCUGUACAGUCAAGCAAAGGCAUCCGGCAUGGCAGAGGAUGACAUGAUUGCCGUGUUCAAGGUGCUGGCUGGGUCGACCGCUACUCCCUCUACGUAG
Molecule: messenger RNA, 870 nt
Organism: Metarhizium brunneum ARSEF 3297
Lineage: Eukaryota; Fungi; Ascomycota; Sordariomycetes; Hypocreales; Clavicipitaceae
Gene: GLYR2
Product: Glyoxylate/succinic semialdehyde reductase 2
Molecular function (GO): oxidoreductase activity, acting on the CH-OH group of donors, NAD or NADP as acceptor; NAD binding; NADP binding
Source: RefSeq, a predicted model, not a curated record